This is a messenger RNA of Diuraphis noxia (Russian wheat aphid), 714 nucleotides long. RefSeq lists its product as uncharacterized. Gene Ontology annotation, cellular component: U12-type spliceosomal complex. Gene Ontology annotation, biological process: mRNA splicing, via spliceosome. Lineage: Eukaryota; Metazoa; Arthropoda; Insecta; Hemiptera; Aphididae. Gene Ontology annotation, molecular function: U12 snRNA binding; pre-mRNA intronic binding. The record is from RefSeq and is a predicted model, not a curated record.
UAAAAAUAUUUGUCAUAGUUGAUAAAAACAAAUAUGGAUGCAGUAAAAAAAAACAGAGAAAAACAUUCUACCAAAUACUUGAAUCUAACUGAUUUUGAACGCCUUGAAAGCCAUGUUGAGUCUGAAGGCGAUUUGUUGAUAAAAAAAUUAUCUUUUAAACAAUCUGAUAAACAUUUAACUCUAGAAAAGCAUUUAAGACAAGAGCGUAAUUUUAUUGCAAGUCAUGAGUAUGUUUCCAUUACCGAAAUUACCAAAGGAGAAAUUACAUUGCCAGAGUUUUGUACCAAAGUCAAUGAAGCAUCUUCCAAUCAAUUAAAUUCUAGUUCUAACCAAAAACCUUCUUUAAAAGUCUCAGAUUGUAUGAGUCGUCAUGAACGGGAAUUAGCAUUAUGUGUUAAACCUAAUAGUACUGAAACUAAACUUUUAGCUUUUGCAUUAUCUUGUGAAGCAAAUGAAACUCCUAAAUUAGAUGUACAUCAUAUUGAUCAUCCAAUUAAUCAUCUUGUUCAAAUACAUGAUGAACAAUUUUCUCAUCUCAAAGCUUCACCGCUUAAAACUUCAAAAAUGAUUAGACGAAAACGAAGACAAUUACUCCAAUCUUAUAUGAAACCAAUUGAGAUAUCUGAGAAACCAAUAAAACAUUACACUAGACCUAAAUCUCUUUGGGAUUUAAAAGAAGAUUAUACAACAAAUUCUGGUUUAAAAUUGUAUUCA